AUAUUAUACACACACCCUGCUCUCAUUCACCAAUAUCAUGCAAAAGCCUUAGCAAUAUUUUUCCAUUGCACCCCAUGGAUGGCGUCUUCACCCUCCCUAAAGCCGCCAGAGCUGAUUUUUUUCGCUCUCUGGUGCAAUCUUUUGGCUGCACUUACGUUUGUCUGUGGCAAUAUGACUCCAAUUUAUCAAAUUUGUUCUUCUUUGAUGGUUACUGCGAUGUAACGAACAACCAACCAAGCUCUUAUUUAGGGAGUGUAGCUGAAAGGCUUUUUCACCAAUAUCGGGCUUUAACGUUUGAUGUCAAUCACGAAUGUGUACCUGGAGUCGCUUUCAGGAAUCAGCUUCCCUACAUUGAGCUGCAACUAUUGGAUCUUCUAAGACUGACUUCGACAGAAAUACAAACACAAUUCUUUCAAGAAGCAAGGAUUGAGAUUGCUGUUUUCAUGGGGUGCAAAAACGGAGAAAUUGAGCUUGGGUUCUCCAACAUUUCUCAAGUAAUUAAGAAAACUAUACUACCUUCAUCAUCAUUUUGCUUCAUGUCAUUAUCCACGGGUAGCCCUGAUCAAUGUUCAUCAUCACUAUUACUCAGUAGUAUUCCGGGUACUUCCCAGUUCCAUUUUCCUCAAACCCUUCCCACACAAACACACCAACAACAAAGCAUCCAAGAAAUAGAUUUAGCUCCUGUCAUUCCAAGUUAUUUUCCCACACCAGAUGGUGAACAUGAAGCAAUAGUAAGAGCACUUAUGAGUGUUAUGUCUCCACUUUCUUCUUCUUCUUCAACUUCUCAGCAGCAUCAACCCCGCCAAAUUUUGCCUAAUUAUACUUCAAUAGUACAUCCAGGAGCCACCGCUUUCAAUACAUAUAGACCAGAUACAAUGAACCCUAAUAUAACACCCUACAUGGGAUCCAAUUUUCGCAGGCAAAGCCCACAGAAUAGAUCAUUUGCAUUCUUUACAAACUUAAAUUUGAUGAGAAUGAGAGAACUCGUUAGUCAACCUGCAUCCCGUCCCAUUAGUACCCAACACCAGCAGCAUCAUAUGAUAACAGAGCGAAGAAGGCGCGAAAAACUCAAUGAGAGUUUUCAGGCACUUAGAGCUCUUCUUCCUCCAGGAACUAAGAAAGCCAAAGGGACGAUCCUUACAACAGCAAAGGAUACAAUGAGAUCAUUGAUGGAUGAAAUUGAAAAGAUUAACUUGAGAAAUCAGCAGCUGAUGGCAGUUUUAUCAGCAAAAGAAACUACAGUGUCAGCUACUAGUACUAAAGAAAACAAAGCUAAACCUAGCAGUAGCUCCUCAAAUGAAAGAUUGAAUGUUCUUGUUUCGGCCGUGUUGGAAUCGAGUUCAUUAUCAGAAGAGCGAAUGGUGGACGUGCAAGUGACACUGAGAGGAGAAAGUUCUCGAGUUGAUGUAUUGAUUCGGCUAUUGGAAUUCUUAGAAAGGGUUCAGAACGUAAACUUGGUUUCCAUGUACGCAAACAACCAUAUUAUAGGAGGGACAACCAUUAACCAAUUAACCUUCAGACUGAGGAUUAUUGAGGGCAAUGAAUGGGACGAGCAUGCCUUGGAGGAAGCAGUUAGAAGAGUGGUUGCUGACACAAUACAGUGGAAACCACUGGACCAAUAAUCUAUAUAUCCACGCCAGCUGUUCGUGUUUGUGUUCAUGUUCAUGAUUAAUCUACCACUUGAUAGAGAGAAUAUUUUGAGGAUUAUUAAUUGUAAGUUUUAAGUUAUCGAUUUUUCUUUGUCGAAAAUGGGUACGGAGGAGGGAGGACACCAGCUCUGACUCAAGUUUAGAAGUCAAAGUAUUAAUGGGUAAUUAAUUCAUGCUUCUUUUUUUUUCUUUUU
This is a messenger RNA of Glycine soja, 1843 nucleotides long. RefSeq names its product putative transcription factor bHLH041. NCBI's taxonomy places the organism in Eukaryota, Viridiplantae, Streptophyta, Magnoliopsida, Fabales, Fabaceae. The transcript is spliced from 7 exons. The record is from RefSeq and is a predicted model, not a curated record. The coding region runs from base 75 to 1622 and encodes 515 amino acids. Gene Ontology annotation, molecular function: protein dimerization activity.